This is a messenger RNA of Beta vulgaris subsp. vulgaris (sugar beet), 2539 nucleotides long. RefSeq lists its product as uncharacterized. The record is from RefSeq and is a predicted model, not a curated record. Gene Ontology annotation, cellular component: mitochondrion. The transcript has 8 exons. NCBI's taxonomy places the organism in Eukaryota, Viridiplantae, Streptophyta, Magnoliopsida, Caryophyllales, Amaranthaceae. Gene Ontology annotation, molecular function: ATP hydrolysis activity; ATP binding; zinc ion binding. Bases 270 to 2198 code for a protein of 642 amino acids. Gene Ontology annotation, biological process: mitochondrion organization.
AAAUUCAUUAAACCCUUACCCACAAAUACCCGGUUCAGUGCACAAAACAUGGCCUAAAAAAUCACUCUCAAACAUUCCAAAACCGCCAUGUUUCAAACCCUACCAAAACCCUGAACAAAAAUCUCACACAUUUUUCUUCAUCCUGCAAAUCAAGCCAAUUAAUUUCUCUCCUUAAAACAAAACCCUUAAUUCAAUUAAUUCAAAAACCCACUUUCAAUUCACUCAAAAAUUGUAAAACAACAACAAAAAAAAAAGCUUCAUUUGUAACAAUGGCGGCUGCAAAAGCUUGUGCAGCCGGGCUAAUUUCAGCUGUAGCCGCUGCAACUAUGGGUGUUGAACACGCUUAUGCUGAUUCCCCUUUAAAGUUCUCUCCUUUCUCUUCUUCUCCGGCGCCAUCAGCCGGAAAUGCGCCGGCUCAAGCCGCCGGAAAUGCGGUGGCUGAAAAUACGGCGCCGUCGGAGCCGAGUGAGCCGCCUAAGCCGAGAAAUGAUAACCCAAGAACUACUUCAUCUGGGUUCGAUCCUGAGGCAUUGGAAAGAGGUGCUAAAGCUGUGGAAAGGAUUAAGAACUCUAAGCGUCCUAAUGAGGUGUUUAAGAUAAUAUUGGAGCAGGAAAAAACCAAGCAGACUGAAACGGCGGCGAAGGCGGAUGAGUUUAAGGCAAUGAAAGCUCAAGCUGAGGCAGAGAAGCAGAGGGUGUUGUAUGAAGAACAGAAGAAACUAAAUCAGAUUCAAGCGGAAAUUAAAGCCAAGAUGGCAAAAUAUGAAGAUGACUUGGCUAGAAAAAGGAUGGUGGCAGAGCAUGAAUAUCAAAGAACGAGAAAUCAGGAGCUUGUAGAUCUGCAAGAAAAGUCUGCUUUAAGACAAAAUGAUGCUAAGCGAGCAACAGAAGAGCAGAUACAAGCUCAGCGACGUCAAACUGAAAGAGAGAAGGCUGAAAUUGAACGUGAAACCAUUAAAGUGAGAGCAUUGGCGGAAGCAGAAGGGAGAGCCCAUGAAGCAAAGUUGUCGGAAGAAAUUAAUAGACGUAUGCUUGGGGACCGGACAAAAGCUGAAACAGAGAAAUGGGUUUCAGCCAUAAACACCACUUUUGAACAUAUUGGAGGAGGUUUGCGAACUAUAUUAACGGAUCAAAAUAAGCUUGUUGUAGCUGUUGGUGGGGUCACUGCUCUUGCGGCAGGCAUAUAUACCACAAGAGAAGGAGCUAAAGUAGUGUGGAGCUACAUAGACAGGAUACUGGGACAACCUUCUUUGAUUAGAGAAUCCUCGAGAGGAAAAUAUCCAUGGUCUGGUGCUGCUUCUCGUGCCAUGAGUACACUCCGUGGUUCUAAUGGAGGGACUGUUUCCACGAACGGAAAUGGUUUUGGAGAUGUUAUUUUACAUCCCUCACUUCAGAAGAGAAUCCAGCAGCUAGCUUCUGCAACGGCAAAUACAAAAGCUCAUCAAGCACCAUUCCGUAAUAUGCUUUUCUAUGGCCCUCCAGGGACAGGGAAAACAAUGGCUGCACGAGAGCUAGCUCAGAAAUCUGGCUUGGACUAUGCAUUGAUGACAGGAGGAGAUGUGGCACCACUAGGUGCACAAGCAGUUACAAAGAUACACCAGUUGUUUGACUGGGCAAAGAAGUCAAAUAGGGGUCUGCUGUUAUUUAUUGAUGAAGCUGAUGCGUUCCUUUGCGAGCGAAACAAAACGUAUAUGAGUGAAGCUCAAAGGAGUGCACUAAAUGCGCUCCUAUUCCGAACAGGUGACCAGUCUAAGGAUAUAGUCCUAGCUCUUGCGACAAACCGUCCUGGAGAUCUUGAUUCAGCAGUAGCUGAUCGUAUUGAUGAAGUACUGGAGUUCCCAUUGCCGGGGGAGGAUGAAAGAUAUAAACUACUGAAACUUUAUCUUGAUAAGUAUAUAGCCCAAGCUGGAUCAAGAAAACCUGGGCUAUUUUCAAAUCUGUUUAAGAAACAACAGCAGAAAAUAGAAAUAAAAGGAUUAACUGAUGACCUUUUCAGAGAGGCUGCAGCUAAAACCCAAGGAUUUUCAGGUAGAGAGAUUGCAAAGCUAAUGGCAAGUGUUCAAGCAGCUGUCUAUGGCAGUGAAAAUUGCAUCCUUGAUCCUCAAUUGUUUCGCGAGGUUGUUGAUUACAAGGUUGCUGAACAUCAACAGAGAAGGAAGUUGGCUGGGAUUGAUGACAGUAGCGCACUGAAAUCAUAGACGGCUAUCAGUAGUAUUGGUGUAGCAAUCUUGUCUUACUCUUCUCGUAUUUUUUCUUCUUUUAUCUUUGCUGGGUCUUCCUGUUUUUAGGGCUGUGAAGGCGGGUAGGAUUAUCAUGGGAAGAUUUAAUCUUUUCUUUGCUGGUUACAUUGAUGUUUGUCAAUAUAAUACCCCAAUUAGUGGGAAAUUUUUGGCAUAUUUUUACAUCACAGUUCAGGCAAAUGAAGUCUGCCAUAGCUCCCAAGUUCAUUGUUUCAUCUGAUGUAUUUUACAUGGUGGUGCUCAUUUACCACUUUGUACAAUAAAAUCUUUAUAUAGAGAAUCUUGAUUCGGGUGUGAAA